GUUUUCAAACCGUCAAAAUGUCUGCAGACGAAGACACUGAACUGAGAGAUUUAGUUGCUCAAACUUUAGAAUCAAAUGGUGUCCUUGGAAAAAUAAGGGCAGAGCUGAGGGCAAGUGUGUUUUUGACUCUAGAAGAGCAGGAAUCUGUCCAGAAUAAAACCCCAUUUCUGAAUGCAGAAUUGAAGAAGUUUUUGAUCACCAAAGAAGGAAGGCUGGUGGCUGGCUUGGUGCAAGAGUUCCUGGAGCACUUCAAUCUUGAAUUUACUCAGGCGGUGUUUGAGCCAGAAAGUGGGGUGAAAUCUGUUUAUGACGGUCGUGAAUCUCUGGCUCACGAGCUCAACUUACAUGUAGACGCUACCAUAGGGGACAACAACAAGCAGCCCCUGCUGAAGGAGCUUGUCACCAGGUUACAGGGAGAGAAAACCAACAGAUCUGGCUUUGAUACCAGUGUACCCUGUUCUGGCGACUGGAAUAUACCAGAGGAUCUGUCUCCAAAGCAGAUUGAAGACGCCAGGAAGAAAUUUGAAUACUAUGAUAAGGAUCAAAAUGGAACGAUUGACAAAGAUGAACUACGCAGCCUGUUCACUGAUAUUUUCCCGGGUUUUCACAGGAACAUGUUGGAACGAUACGUAAAUGAUGAAUUUAGAGCUGUUGACAGAGAUUUUAGCAAUAGUUACCUGACCUUGACUGUCACGGAGCCAGGUAUAGACUUUGAAGAGUUCCUGAACAUGUACCGGCGAUUGUUCAUCCAGUGUAGGUCUGUGGUUGCUGGGGAUGUCUCUGACCUUGUACCUCAAAGAAGCACCAAAGACAGCCCGCUGUCCAGUUCCUCACAUAAGGGUACAAGUAACCAUGUUGGGAGUAAAGGCGGGCGUGGCUGGGAUGAGCCAGCCGGGGAUUCCCAGCACAGCUCAAAGGGACAGAUGAAACCAGCUGUAGACCCAUACAGCAGUGAUGUGGAGGAUGACCCCUUCUUCGAUGACCCAGUGCCCGUGUCUAACACAGCUGGAUUACAAGCCAUCAGACGUGGGAUAAUGGCCAACUCCAGGGACAAGGCACUAUACUCAGGUGGCAAACCUGAUAUGUAUGGUAGUGUUAACUGUGGUGAAAGUUCAACAUCACAGAGCAAGCCAGAUGACAAAGUGCAGAACAAGUCUGACCAUAAUGAAGUUGAUUUGUUGGGAGAUUUACCUCCCCUUCCCACCAGCAAACCACCAGAGUUACCUUCCCGACAGUCACAGGAAAAUGAUUCCAGAGGAAAAGACAACAGCGGCAGUUUGAGACCUUUGGAUAAACGGAUGUCAGACAUGGAUCUGAGUGACAUGGGAGGAGAUUUUGACAUUGAAUAUGAAGAUGAUUUCUUGAGCACGCAGAGCCUUAGUCAGAAGAGCCCACGUACUUUGAGCAAGUCUGACCACAGAUCACAGAAUGAGAACGGCAGCAUAGCUGAAGAGAUCGAGGAAGAGAUUGAUGAUAUCUCCAUAGAAGCCGACGAUUUACUGAAAAGUCAAAACAGCGCUUUUGAUGACCUCACAACAGAUAGGACCAUUUCUCAACAUGACACAGGCUUCGAUUACGCUGAAGAUAUUCAACUACCUUAAAUUAUUUUUUACCUGGGUAUUACUGUUAUUUCUUCUUAAAUACCAUACACUUGGUACGAUUGAAGAUAUCCAUAUACAGUGAUGCAGUGUACCAAUUCUGCUUGCCAGUUGCAGUUUCUGCUCAUUUUAGAACCUUACUGAAUCAAGAAUAAGUGCAUAUGUACAUCCAGCAAUGUAUAACUUUGUACACGUAUGUCACAAUUCAUUGCUUUACGAGAUCUGGGACAAGUUUCUUAAAGUACAUUCAGUGUUAAGCUAAAUGUACUUUAUAUCUUACUUUAAUAGCUAAGUACAGUUCAUGGACUGGGGCCAGAAUUAGGUUAGCUCAAGGAAUCUCUUCAGGCCUCUAAAUUAGACACCUAUAUAAUUAGGAUAAACCUGUAUAAUGUAACCUGAACAGAAUGAUCUAUAUACCCUGGCUGAAAUAGAAUGACCUAUACAUGUGUAUAACUUGGAUAAAAUGAGAUCACGUAUACAAGAUGAAUUUGACAGAACAUGGAUCACCUAUAUACCUUGGCUGAAAUAGGAUCACCAGACAGAAGUUACCAUAAGUGAUUUUGGCUCCUAGUUUUACUUAAUGGAGAAGAACGCAUUUAUGCAAUGUAUACCUGAAAUGAAUGAGCUAUACAAACUCUAUGGAAUUCUGUUUUUCUAAGUAUUCCCCGAGAGAAAAAUGGUUUUGAAUAUUAUCAUUUUCGACAAAAUCCACUUGUUCAAGGCACAUUGAAAGUCUCGCCAUGUUUGAAGGUUGUCCAAUGAAAGGCCUCUUUUUCCUCUUGAAUAUUUAUUUUGACUUACUAGGUUUUACUCCUACCAUAUGAUUAAUGUGGUGCCUUUCCAGUCUCGGCUAAAUACAUAUGUAUAUCGUGAUAAUCGUGGAUUUUAAGGUCUGUGAUAGCCAACUCAGAAAAGAGUUUGGGAUGUACAUGUGUGGCUAAAGGCUACCAAAACCAUAAUGUGUCUGGAUUACCAUGCCCUGAAGAGCUACUGGGCAAAGCUAAACACGAUGACCUAUGUAAUUUAAAAUGGCGGCCUAAAGUUGACUUCUAAGCCAUUGAUAUUAACCUAUUAAAUACUCAAAUAACAAGCACUGCUGCCAGAAAAUUGAGAUAUUUUAUUUAACCGGAAAUAUAGCUCUUUCAUUUAAGGUAUAAGUUGUGUAAAUGAAUUAUUUUCUUUCAAAACAUAGGGUUCAUUUCCUAGUUUAGUGAUUAUCAAAUCAAUCAUGGGCUGUCAUUAAUCUAGACGAAAGAUUUGAGCCAAACGGAUUUGCAUAUCCGAACAAGAUAUAGGCUACAUCACUUUUGUACACAAAUGGUUAUUUCACACAGGACAAGAAAUCUACGAAAACAACCCACUUGGACAAAGAUUUUUUUUUUACAUAUUUUUUUAUAUGUAUAUAUAUAUAUAUCUGUGCACAUCAUUGCCUUCACAGGCAAACCAAAUCAGAUUCAUUUUAUUUUUUAUUUUUCAGUCAGAUUUAAUUUUAACACGUUUGGACCAUUUUUUUUUUUUUUUGCUCAAUAAUCAAGCCCCUCUGUAGGUGCAUUCUCAUGGUACAGAGGGAUGAAUAUUCACUUCACCAUGAAUUUGAAGUUCACUCAUAAAUCUAUUGCUUUUUGUUCAAUGUCCAAGUGUUUGUUAAUUUUUAUACGUGUGUAUUAUUAGUGACAUUUUAUGCACCUGUAUAAAAAAUAUUGAUAACUGAUUGUGACAAGCAUUUUCAUGAUUAUUAAUGGAAAUUAAGUAUUUAUGAUAAAAAAGACCGGAACUCUGGUACUGAGUGCAGUUAUGAUUUGAUUUUAGUUGUAUAGCUUGGACCAUUGUCUCCAUCAUCAUUUGGCAUGUUUAAGCCAGGCAGUAUUUGCAGUAAAGUGCACCUAGUGUAGGCCUAUCAAAGGAUGACUUAAGUACCAAAGCAGGCGUUGUGUGUUUACAGUAGAUGUACUUCAGAUUAUGUGCUACAUGGAAUUGUUUCCAGUUGCAGAAGAAUCAAAAAAUCUUUUUUUACGAAUAUAUAGAGGACAGUGGUAUACAAAACUCACUGUUAAGAAUGUGCAUGUUGUAUUUUACUGUGAUAUCGUUCUUAUUGUUGCCGUCCAUGGUUUUUGUUGUAAGAGUUGUAUUAUUAGAACUUACAAGUGUAAAUGCAUUAUCCAUGCGGAGACAAAAUUAUAUGUGAAGGAAAUACAUAUUCCUGAAUUUGCGGUGGUAGAAGGUAUCCUGGUUCCCACCCUUUUUCAAAGACAUAAUAUCGUACAUGUUCCAGAAAUUGCCCAGACCAUUUAUAGAAGUAGAAACCUUUUUCUCUUAUUCUUCUACCUUUCAACCAAUAUUUUCAAACAUCGUGCGAAAACCAUAGGGUGUAGAAAUAUAAUUUGCAGUUUUGUGUAGCUUGCAUCCUUUUAAUGUCAUUUUCUCAACAAAUAUCUGCAUAAAUUCCACAGAAAAAGUGCUUUAGAGGUUGAAACGGUUGAAGAAUGUAUUUAGCAUUGAAAAUUCAAGUACUUGUACUUAUCCCAAAAAUUUCUCUUUUUUGAGGAACCAAUGGGAAUCCUGGUACAUGGAAUUCAGAAUUGUUUCUGGAGUUAUGUUCUUGUAUUGUUACUUUAAUCUUCUAGUUACUGGAUAUAAUUUAUUUUCUAUUACA
Molecule: messenger RNA, 4251 nt
Organism: Liolophura sinensis
Lineage: Eukaryota; Metazoa; Mollusca; Polyplacophora; Chitonida; Chitonidae
Product: centrosomal protein 43-like
Exons: 18
Coding region: 18-1601 (527 amino acids)
Biological process (GO): microtubule anchoring
Cellular component (GO): centrosome
Molecular function (GO): calcium ion binding; protein binding
Source: RefSeq, a predicted model, not a curated record